CUUGAUUUAAAACAAUUUUAAACAUAAAAUUUGAAGUUCCCUUCCUCCUGCAACUUGAGCUCCAUGGCUGCAAAUCGAACUUCAAAUGGUGAUAGUUUUGAAGAAAAGGAAGGUAAAGCAGUGUACACCCCAAAUGAUGAUAAUACUACUGGUAAUGGCAAUGGUGAUGUCGUCAUAACUCCAACAAAAGAGACUGGAUGCAUAUCUACUUCAUCAACAAAAAGAACAAGAGGUUCUAAAAUCUUUCCAAAAGAAUGGACUGAAAAUUGGGAAGUUAAAGAGAAGCUACGAAGCGACGGAUCUAAAAUUGAGAAGUCAUAUCGUCAUAAGAAAGAAGGUUUUACUUGCCGUUCUUUCAAAGCUGUGGAAGAUUAUGAAAAAUAUGGAACACUUCCCAAACGCAAAAGAAAAGAAAAAGAAAUCAUCAAUGUUAAAGAAGAAGUCAAAGAAAAAGAAAUCGUCAAUGUUAAAGAAGACGUCGAAGAGGAACUUUCUAAGAAGAAAAAAGAAGAAGCUGAACUUAAUCGAAUCCGUGUUGAAAAGUUCCUUGCAGAUGCUCAUUACAAUUUACUUCACUGGUUUGACUAAUAAGGUUGCUAUGCUUUUUAAAUAAGGUUGCUAUGAUGAAUAAUACUGAUUUUCAUGAAAUAAAUUGCUUCAAAAACUAUAGCUCGUAUAAUAUGGCGGUGUUUCCUCCCUUCAUUGCGUUUGUUUUGAAUUGUACUUUUUAAUAAUAUUG
This is a messenger RNA of Vicia villosa (hairy vetch), 739 nucleotides long. RefSeq lists its product as uncharacterized. Lineage: Eukaryota; Viridiplantae; Streptophyta; Magnoliopsida; Fabales; Fabaceae. The coding region runs from base 64 to 588 and encodes 174 amino acids. The record is from RefSeq and is a predicted model, not a curated record. The transcript has 5 exons.